Molecule: messenger RNA, 1598 nt
Organism: Schizophyllum commune H4-8
Lineage: Eukaryota; Fungi; Basidiomycota; Agaricomycetes; Agaricales; Schizophyllaceae
Exons: 2
Coding region: 129-1328 (399 amino acids)
Biological process (GO): regulation of transcription by RNA polymerase II
Cellular component (GO): nucleus
Molecular function (GO): RNA polymerase II cis-regulatory region sequence-specific DNA binding; DNA-binding transcription factor activity, RNA polymerase II-specific
Source: RefSeq, a predicted model, not a curated record
CGUUUCCUUUUUGUUUUCUCGGGCCCGAGGCCUUCCUUGGAAACCAUUCAAAAGGGUAGCGCGGCCUUCGCGCAGUCUGCAAGACUUGCACCCGCCUGUCACCUUCGUCUACCUCCUGAGCUGCAGCUAUGACUUCCCCUGAGUUCGCGUUCGCGACGAACCUGACGCCGAACAACUACGAGGACGAGCACACCGCAGUGGACAUGGGGGAGCAGCAGCCGCCAAUCGCGCUACCCUCGCUGCCCAUACGAUUUCUAGACUCGGCGAGCCAGCAAGUCCUGACGGCGGACGGCACGCAGGUCGUACCUCAGCCGUCCGCAUACCAACGGGAGCCCCGCCGCAAGCGCAAGAGCGACGACCCCGGGCACAUACCGCGCCCGCCCAACGCGUUCAUCCUCUUCCGCAUCGACUUCGUGAAGAGAGGGAGGCUGCCGGGGAACCUGGAGACCCACGCGAGCCUGAGCAAGAUGGCAUCUGAGAAGUGGCGAGCACUUACCCCGCCGGAGCGCGCGUACUGGGACGCGCAGGCCGAGAUCGAGCGACGCGCGCACCGGCUCAAGUACCCGCAAUUCGACACCAAGCAGUAUGCGAACAAGGCGAAAGCAGAGAAGCGCAAGCCAGCCCCUCCACCGAAGCCACGCCAUAUCUCUGUGCCGCACCGCGACCUCCCUCCCGACCUACCCCCACAGCCUAGGGCUCGUCCAGGGGCACAAUUAGCGGCCACAGCCCAACAGUCCAUGCCCAAUAGCCAGCCACACCCGGAGCAAUGGCAACAGGAGGGCGUCUUCAUGACAAACAACUGGCAGGACGCGGUGCUUCAGAAGCAACUCGUAGAAGUGCAGUGCGGGAAGCACCAGCGUCGCUAUCCUCCCGUUCCGCCGCCGGGGGACCUCGGAACGCCGAUGGACGAGGACGGCGGUAAUCCUUUCGAGAAGUCAGACUUCGACUACUACUAUGAGCGCAUGAUCAACGCCCAGGCUUCGCUAGCGGUGUCCGUAGGGCCUCAGAUGCCGCCGCCACCGCUGCCGCUACCUCCUCCAAUGGACGUGGACAUGGACGUGUCGGAGGCGUCGACUCCUUCCCUGGAGUCGGACCAUCCGCAGGAAUGGGCGAAGCAGGAAGAGCCCACUACAGUGCAUCUUCCACCGCCGCCACCUCCCAAGCCAUGCCUUGCCCGGACACGAGAGGCUGCUUUCCCUUACUCGUACUUCGCCGAAUCCAAGCCUGACGAUGACACUGGCUUUGAAGUUGUCUCCCCUAUCUACCAGCGUCUCGUAGGAGCCAAGGAGCCUUCCAAGGAAACCACUCCACAGCCUAUGGCGACAUAGCCGCAUCGCCCUCCUACCACCCUUGCUGUCCUCCAUCUUGCUCUAUCUACCGACGUCCUUGUAUAUCUGUUUUCCUGCUACGUUCUCGCUCCCUGUAAAUAUACCUUACCUGUGCUCGUCUUGCUUGCCUAUUACUUCUCGGCCGAGCGCUCUGCUUGGCACAUACUACCCAGGACUUUCGGGACUGGGCGCCUCGUCGUAUUGCUGUGCAUCGCUUUCUUCAUACUACUGUACUCCUCCAUCUCCUGCUAAUGUUUACAUAUGAUUAUG